AUGGAGCAAUUAAUAAGAGAGUAUUUGGGUGGUGAUAACACUCUAAAAUGGAAUACUCCAAAUAAAUUUAAGAAUAGUAAUAAUAAUAAUAGUAGUAAUGGUUGUAAUGAAAAUGUUGAUAGUUUAGAAGAAAUAUAUUUCAAAGAAUUAUGUUUAUUCGUUGAUAAAUAUAAAUGGUUGUAUAGUGAGAGAACUAUAGAUUUCUAUUUGAAGAAUGUUUGGUCGAUGGUCCCCACUGAAUGGGAAGAGGCGUUGCUCUCAAUGAAUGAUACCGAGUGUUUGCGAUUCACCACCGGUGCUGUGUGUAAAGAGAAUUGGCCACUGUCGUUGAGAGAGUUUAUCAAUGAUGCCGUGUCACUCUGGAUGCCAAAGUCGGUGAGACGACCCGACGAUCAAUGGAAGAUGCAGCCGUUCUCAUUGCCUUCGCUCAAGUUGAAGAUGUCCGACAAGAAGAUACACGAGAUACAAAGAAUGUCAGAGAUUAUCAAUGAUAUUGCAACCGUUUUGAAACCCGAUGAAAUCGUCGAUAUCGGUUCUGGCGAAGGUUAUCUCACACAGGUACUCUCACAUCAAUACAACUACAGUCUUAGUGCUGUUGAUUGCUCAGAGUCAUUCAUUGACGGUGCAAUCAAAAGACAAAAUCAAAUAGAAAAGGAAAGAGUAUCAAUACUAUUAAAGAUGGAGAAACAACCAGCUAAACAGAAACAACAACAACAACAACAACAACAACAACAACAACAACAACAACAGCAACAACAACAAGAAGAAGAAGAACAAGGACAAGAGCAAAAACAAGAAGAAGAACUACCAAAAAAGAAUAAAAAGAAGCUAAGCGAAGAGGAACAAAGUAAACUGGCAAAACAAAAGAAACAAGAGCUGGCGGAAAAGAGAAAGAAGUUGUUGGAGACAAUCGAUGUUUCAGGACCGAAUAUGUGUGUUGCUAUGAUAUCGCCAGAUAUGAAGAACGACGAUUUCAUUGAUCUGCUGGUGAAGCACGAUGCCUCAAAGAGAUACGAAUCUAUCAUGAUGAUUGGUUUACAUACAUGUGGCGCGUUGGCAUCCACUAUGCUCUCAAACUAUGUACAAUGCAAUCGAAUCAAUAGUAUAGUUGAUGUUGGUUGUUGUUAUUACAGAAUACCUACAACAUCAGCAACAACAACAACAACAAGCGAUGAUAAUAAUAAUAACGAUAAUGAUAACGAUAACCAAUCAUUGUAUAGAUAUCAAUCAGAUUGUGGAAAGAAGUUUGGAGUUGCUCUAGGUCCUGCUGCUCUCAAGCUAAGUUGCGAAGCUGCCGACUCCUCCUAUGGAAUAUCGAAUGACGACGUCGAUGAAUUUAAAUAUAGUAUGCGAGUACAUUUCUAUCGUGUCAUCGUCGAGACUGCACUGCGGCGAUACAAUAACGACCGUCCUCACAACUAUACGAUUCGAUGUAUAUCGCGUGCCAAUGCAUCGACCUUUGAGCAAUAUGCCAAGACUGCACUGAAAAGAAUGCAUUCACAACAACAAUCUAAACAGCAGCAGCAACAACAAGAGAAUACAAAGAUAUUAGGUGAUAUUCCACCUCUGGAACAGAUUAUUCAGACGUACAAUGAAUUCCAAGGAGACCAACAAAAGAUCAAUAUAUUCUUACUUCUCAGAGGUUUAUUGGCACCGAUACUAGAGUCGAUUAUUAUAAUGGAUAGAUGGCUUUAUCUCAAUGAUAACUCAACAACAUACCCCAAUCAACAACUGCACUCCUAUAUUAUUCCAAUAUUCAAAGAUACAAUAUCACCAAGGAAUUUUGCAAUCUUUAGUUAUAAAGAAAUAAAGAAAUAA
Heterostelium album PN500 is the source of this 1818-nucleotide messenger RNA. RefSeq lists its product as uncharacterized. The transcript has a single exon. Bases 1 to 1818 code for a protein of 605 amino acids. Lineage: Eukaryota; Evosea; Eumycetozoa; Acytosteliales; Acytosteliaceae. The record is from RefSeq and is a predicted model, not a curated record.